UCAAAGGCAGCAGUGAUGAAUUGGCUGGCAUUGGAGGCCCUGCUCAGCGGGGUCAACAAGUACUCCACCGUGUUCGGCCGUGUCUGGCUCUCCAUGGUCUUCGUCUUCAGGGUGAUGGUGUUCGUGGUGGCGGCCCAGCGAGUGUGGGGCGACGAUAGCAAGGACUUUGUCUGCAACACAGCCCAACCGGGCUGCAACAACGUGUGCUACGACCACAUCUUCCCUAUCUCCCACAUCCGUCUGUGGGCCUUGCAGCUCAUCUUCGUCACCUGCCCGUCGCUGAUGGUUGUGGGGCACGUCAAGUAUCGUGAGAAGAAGGAAGCGCAGUACUCCCACUUGCACAAGGGCAGCCAUCUGUACGCCAACCCUGGGAAGAAACGUGGGGGGCUGUGGUGGACAUACUUGGUGAGUCUGAUUUUCAAGGCAAGCUUCGACGCUGGCUUCCUCUACAUCCUGUACUACGUCUAUGAAGGCUACGACAUGCCCCGCCUGUCCAAGUGCUCGCUGGAGCCGUGCCCCAACACGGUUGACUGCUACAUAUCCCGUCCCACUGAGAAGAAGAUUUUCACGAUCUUCAUGGUUGUCUCCUCUGCUAUCUGCAUCUUAAUGUGCAUCUGUGAGAUGAUUUACCUCAUUUUCAAACGCAUCCAGAUCAUUAAGAGAAAAAAUGAUGCAGAGAGGAAGACGUUCAUAGAGAAUCAUGAAUUGACGCCGCUGGCAAAGCCCAGGUCAGAGUUUAGGUCCAAGAAUUCAAUCAGAGUGGAUCCUACAGCCUCCAUCCACAACCUCACUAACAUCAAGACUGAAGAAGAGACGUCUAAGAAAAUGUAAAGUGCUUUAUGGGAAAGGCCUAUUGAUAAAACUGUUUAAAACACUGAAGGGUUCGCUGCAAGCAAAUGCAUUCAUCAGACUCCGUGGACAAUGACUGCUCAACAUCAAAGAAAUAUCCAUCAAAUCCUGGAUUUCUGAGGCAGCUCUUUGUAAAUAGUAUAAUGCCUACAGCAAAGCACAUAUCAUGUAUGCAAAUAAACCCUUAAAAAAGGGGGAUACAGAGGAAGAUAAAGGGUAAAGAAUAUGUUUUUGAUUUGGUUUAUGAGUAUGAGUGAGUGGUUGUCUGUAUUUGCAUUUGUUUGUGUAUGUUUAUUCUACUACAUUAGGUUCUUUGUGAAUCUUCAAUCUUUACACACUUUAUCAAGAGCAAUCAAUUUUCCUGAAAAAAACACACUGCCCCUAUUGCAUUGACAAGAUAAAGCACUGAAGCGCUUACUUCAGAGGUGGAGAAGUUAUCGGCACAAGUCACUUAGGGGUUUUUGAUUUCAGAAACACAACAUGAAGAAAAUUCUAUUGACAUUUUGUGUUUGAUUUAGAAUUACUUAAUGAAGGUGUGAUACAAGUAUGAACACGUUCAUUCCACACAAAACAAUAGACACAGAAAGUCUAAUACAUUUUAUUUUUUGUAUUUAUUGUUCUGAAUCUAUAAAGCUAUAAAACUGUUAA
Molecule: messenger RNA, 1497 nt
Organism: Eleginops maclovinus (Patagonian blennie)
Lineage: Eukaryota; Metazoa; Chordata; Actinopteri; Perciformes; Eleginopidae
Gene: gjb9b
Product: gap junction protein beta 9b
Biological process (GO): cell-cell signaling
Cellular component (GO): connexin complex
Molecular function (GO): gap junction channel activity
Source: RefSeq, a predicted model, not a curated record